Messenger RNA from Ochotona curzoniae (black-lipped pika), 1246 nucleotides. RefSeq names its product glutathione S-transferase Mu 1-like. The record is from RefSeq and is a predicted model, not a curated record. Gene Ontology annotation, molecular function: glutathione transferase activity. NCBI's taxonomy places the organism in Eukaryota, Metazoa, Chordata, Mammalia, Lagomorpha, Ochotonidae. Gene Ontology annotation, biological process: glutathione metabolic process. The transcript is spliced from 8 exons. Bases 106 to 762 code for a protein of 218 amino acids.
GCGGGUUCACAGAAGCCACUCCCCUCAACAGCCCCUGACGCGACAAAAGAACCCCAGGCUCCUCUGCGAAAGCCCAGUCUCCCAGGUCUCAGUAGCAGCAGCAACAUGCCUGUAACGCUGGGUUACUGGGAUCUCCGCGGGCUGGCUCACUCCAUCCGCCUGCUCCUGGAGUAUACGGACACCAGCUAUGAGGAAAAGAAAUACAAGUUGGGCGAUGCUCCCGACUAUGACCGAAGCCACUGGCUGAAUGAGAAAUUCAAGCUGGGCCUGGACUUCCCCAAUCUGCCCUACCUGAUUGACGGCACUCACAAGCUCACCCAGAGCAAUGCCAUUGUGCGCUACCUCGGCCGCAAGCACAACCUGUGUGGGGAGACGGAAGAGGAGAAGAUUCGCGUGGACAUUUUGGAGAACCAGGCUAUGGACAACCGCAUGCAACUCAUUACGAUCUGCUACAACUCUGACUUUGAGAAGCUGAAGCCUGACUACCUCAAGGGCCUCCCAGACAAGCUGACACUGUACUCCCAGUUCCUGGGGAAGCGGCCCUGGUUUGCAGGGGACAAGAUCACCAUUGCUGAUUUCCAUGUUUAUGAUGUCUUGGAUGAGAACCGUAUUUUUGCUCCUGGUUGCCUGGAUGCAUUCCCAAACCUGAAGGAUUUCAUGGCCAGAUUUGAGGCCCUGCCAAAGAUCGCUGCCUACAUGAAGUCCAGCCGCUUCCUCCCAAGACCUAUGUUUCCUAAGGUGGCUACCUGGACGGGAAAAUAAGGCACAGUAAUUUCAAGGAUAGGAUCGGCUUUGGGGAGCUCAUGCCCCCAGCCCUGCCUCAGCCUUCUCAGUCCUCUCCCUCCACUCUCUCCUCCCAGCCUGCUGCCCCUUGUCCUCUAAGCCAGUCCCUCCCAUAGAGUCUUGGCCGGCCCAAGCUCUGCCCUCUUCCUCAGCUAUGGCUCCCUGGACUGUGGUUCCUGCACUAAGGCCAUUACUGUGGCUCCUGUCUUCUGCCAUGAGAGGCCUGAGUGUCCCCCAAAUGCCAGAGAGGUCUCUGGCCUUUGCUGGCCCUGCUCCUGAGUGAGAUCUCCCUGGCACCAUGUGCUCCCGAGGAAGCCUGAACCUCAGCCUGGGCCUUUCCUCUUCCCUGGGAGCUCUGACUUGGCACUGACCAUGCUGGUUUUAGGGGGUCAUGAUUUGUUACUCAGACUUAUGGCUUUGAAAAUCAAGUGUAUGUGAUAACUAAAGAAAUGAUUGAACUGUG